Messenger RNA from Lineus longissimus, 3751 nucleotides. RefSeq names its product guanylate-binding protein 5-like. Gene Ontology annotation, molecular function: GTPase activity; GTP binding. The transcript is spliced from 7 exons. The record is from RefSeq and is a predicted model, not a curated record. The coding region runs from base 90 to 1604 and encodes 504 amino acids. Lineage: Eukaryota; Metazoa; Nemertea; Pilidiophora; Heteronemertea; Lineidae.
GUCUGCCUUCUGGUAUGAAUUGAACGGUGACUGAUCACGAAUCCCAUGGUCUUUCGUACUCUAAAGUCAGUCGGAUGGGAAUCCCCUGAAUGGCGAACAAGGGCCGCGAGCAAUGUCUAGUUAGACACAGGAGAAGGGAACGUGGCAAGUCAGUUCUCGAGGUGGACAAGGAUGCAUUGGGUCAAGUAAUGGCUAUUUCAAAGAAGCUGUACGUGAUUAGCAUCAUUGGGCCGACACGAUCAGGAAAAUCCUACUUGUUGGACAGGCUCUUCACUGGAAAGAAUCCAGGCUUUAAAGUUGGUCACAAGAUCGAACCAAAGACACAAGGAAUAUGGAUGCUUAUACUCGACCAUCCGGAAAAGGAAGAUUACCAACUGUUAAUCCUAGACAUAGAGGGUUAUGGUAAAUCGUGUGCGGUUGACACCUACAUGGAAGAAAUGAUACAAGCCAUUGCAUUCGGCGUGUCAUCGACCAUCAUCGCAAAUGAGCAGCGAAUAAUUGGGGAAUCUGAAGUAGAAAAACUAGCACUGUUCACGGAGAUUGCAAAGCACAUUGUCCCAAACGAACGAAGCGAUGAAUCCGAUGGACCGCUUCUUGUCUAUGUCGUCCACAACUUCACCCUAAAAAGAGAAUGCUCUGAUGACGAUUACCUUCGUAACACGUUAAAGGUAGACAACAAGGAAGACAUGAAUUCUAAGCGGGCUGCUGUCCGGCUCGCUAUCGACGGGUUCUUUUCAAACAGGAAGACUUUCCUGUUGCAUUCGCCUGUGAGAGACUGUAGGAAUCUAGAGAAGUUGACUGAUUUGAACGACGAAGAGCUGAGCAGUAGCUUUAAACAAAAGAUCAGCGACAUAAGAGACCUGUUGAUGACGCUUUCGUCGCCUUUGUCAAUUACAGCCCAAGAAUGGUGCACCCUCCUUAAGAGAUGUGUCGAAAAAGCCAACUCUAGGACCAUUCCUGAAUCCACCAGUCCAUAUGAGGUGUUACGGGCUGACUUUGCCAAGGGUGCGAAGAGGGCUAGACACGAUCCAGUCGCAUGGUCCGAGCAUCAAGGAAACAACGAUGCAAUGCAGGAAAUCACAGGAAACGCCAACAAUAGAAAUGAAGCAGAAGUCCAACAAAUAGUUGAAUAUUUACAACGUGAAUUGCGACGAUUAGGCCCGGAGCAAUUCGCAGCCACGUCGUUCAGUCGCAAUUGGUUUGCUACUGCUGUGUUUGGCGAAAGUGGAGGACGGAUGUCGUUUUCGGAUGAAUCGGUUACACUAGACGUCGCUCGAGGGGCAGUUGAGACUCACAGCGUCAUCUACUGUCAAAGAGCAACUUUCAGCGGGCUGAGACAACGUGAUGCGGUCUUCUACUCCAUUCCACUUAGCUGUGGUCCCGAGGACAUCGUGCUAAGUCGGCCGGUUCAGCUAAAGUUUAGGCACUUCGCCGACAUUGGGGACAUUAGACAGGUGGAGCUACUGGUAGUGUACACGCGGAGUGGUGCGGAGUCAUCAUUCCGCCAUGACGGGACGGCCCAGGUUGAAAUCGAGGAUAAAUGGGCGAUUGUUCGAAUGAUGAAGCUCUGUGACGUGGUCGUGGCAGCAAAAUUGCCAGAAUAAUUGGUAGUAGUUCCGCUAAUACUAAUCUGACUAAUGUCAACUCAUUUGACAAGGCCAUGCUAUAUAUUUCGACUGUGAUAGCAAUGUUCCAGUGAAUAGUUAAAGGGAACUAGAACCGCCGAGCGAUUUAUUCAACUUUUCGACUUUCACCGCCCGAGAAGGUCCAACUUCCAACUUCCUAUUCGAGUUCAGAUUUGUAGCUCCGCCCCCAGUGCCCGAGCAUGCGCAGUUCAAUUUGUUAUUAAUAUUAUUGAGAAUCAUGUGAGAAUCACGUGAGUCAUGCGAUCUUUCAUUCAUGAGUUUUCGUAGUAAAUUCCAUAGUAGUGACGUCACUCAAUGAUUGACAGCUAGGCGCCAUGUUUCAUUCAUGCCUCGUUCUGAUCACCCGAUACGCGGGAAAUGAAAACGAGGUCAUACGAACUGGCUUGGCGGUUUCAGUUCCCUUUAAUAUUACGUUGCACGUAAAAGAAAUAUUAUUUUCAAGUCCGAACUUUUGACUUAUAUUUGCUAUAAUAAUACCAUUUGUUGGUGUUAAUCUAUCUUUCUGCAUAACUACGUUUUUGGUAAUUGGAACUUUAAAUCUCGCGAUAAAACAAUGCUGUGAAUUUUAACUGCAUUAUCAAGAAAAUGUGUUCAUAUAAUUAUAUAAAAGGUGAUACACGUGUAUAUUAUUUUCCUAUUGCAACUUGGUAGAAGUAUUUAAAUCUCUGUCUGUGAUAAAACUAUGGCUGUGAAUGCAUUGUCCUGUAAUUGUGUUCAUAUAUAAAAGGUGAUACACAUGUAUACUAUUGUCUUACCAAAUCGGCCUAACAAUUAACUUAGGAGCCCCCUUGUACACACAUCGGGAGAGGACAACGUAAAAUUCUCCGGCGCACACUUUUGCCCAGCUGUCUCAGGACUCGACACAGCGGCCGUCCAUUGAAAUAUGUUUCUGUCGAUUGAAAAAAAACAACAACUACAUGUAUCACUAACUUCGGAUGUCUUCACUCUUUAAAAAAAAACCUGGUUGCCUGAAAAGUUUAGCACUCAUGGCACUGUAGGGAAGUUUUCAAGUUACGGAGAAGCUUAGGGCCUACUGCUCGUUAUUGGUUUCCAGUUUCUGUCUGAAGAUGGCGUGCAUGGAAUAACGUCAACAUCGUCAAUGUGGCUUCAUCUCUCGUGUCUGUACCAGUACCUAAGGACAUCCUAUCCCACUGCAACACACAUUAGAAUGACGGAAUAUCCUAAACCAAAACUCAUCAUAAAUCAUACUCGUACAACACAAGGGCUGCGCAUGUGUGGUCUAAUGUAAUACGUAAUAAGUGGUGGGAAAAUGUAAAAUAAAAGGAUAAAAAACAUUGAGGGCGGUGAACAACAUUGAAGAGAACCAUGGUUCUUAGUUUACUUGCUCUCAUGGAACGUCUAUUAGAAAUAGCAUCAGGGCAAUCGCGCUAAUCUACCAACAAAUUUCAGUGUUACCCAACAACAGACAAAUUUCUUCAUGAAUAUUUCAGCCACACCAAUACCGUUCACAUCACCAUUAGUAGUGAUCUUCCUCAGAUAACACCAAGAAAUAACAUUUGCAUCAAAUACGGUUUUUUUCUGGCAAAAUCGAUCAUUGCUGAAAAAGAAAACAAAGAGUGCUAAUAUGGCACUUAUCUGUAGGAUCAAAUGGGUGUUUGAAAAAAAAGUAAUUGAUGGUUUAGCCAUGACCGAUGACCACUGAUCAGGGGUGUAGGCAAGGGUCGUUAGGAGAUAUUGUCAGCCCUGUGACUGAUUUGUGUUUGGGAGACAAAGAAUGGUCGUUGCUUAAAGGACCAAUUGCAUUAUUAAAGACACAUACCAAGCCGUCGGCUGACGAUUCACCUUUCCACUUGUACUCUACAUUUGUAGUAGUUCCCAUCAUCCAAUGGUACACGAAAUCAAGUUCUGACGGAAUUGUUUUACUGUUCUGAUCUCAUUCCCGGCUGGAUCCAAUUGGUCCUUCAUCACAUACAGCGAUCAUCUUUGAAUUGUGUUGCCCGAUAUUAACAGCUCACUGCUAAAAGCUUGCAUGUAAUAUGGCCAUCCGUCACGUACAGCAAACACAUUUGUUAUGUUAUAUACUGUACUCACCUUUUUUUUUCAAUCUUUUCAUUCUUUUCACGUUGAUUAAAAAAAUGUAAAUC